UGACAGUUUACUAUUUUUGAGUCACUUCACUUUGAUUUUCAUUAGAUUUUUCGUAUUUUUUAUACCGAUUUUGCUCAGUGAAAUAAUAAUUAUUUAUAAAUAAUAAAGCUACUGCUGCUAAGAAAUCCCUUAAGAAAAUGGCCAAAAAUACUUCAAGCUAUGCAUUCCGUAAAAUCGAUGUCGAUCAAUACAACGAGGAUAAUUUCAAAGAAGAUGAACUCGAUGCUGCAGUGUCUAUGGGGCCGGAUGAGAACGAAAUAACUAGCCUGCUGACUCAAGGAAAACACAUAGAAGCUUUAGUGAGCGUACUUCAAAGUGCUCCACUUCGUUGCAAGCAACAACACAUCAAAGACCACGCCUUAAACGUUACACUCAGGGUUCUACUGUCCAUCAAGGCCUCCCAAAUGGACUCAGCAAUUGAGACUCUAGAUCAAAAUGAUUUACUAGAUAUACUUAUGAAGUAUAUUUAUCGUGGAUUUGAGAUACCAUCCGAAGGUUCUAGUGGCCAUCUGUUGCAGUGGCACGAAAAAGCAUUUUCCAAAGGCGGUGUUGGUUGUAUAGUUCGAGUGCUAUCAGAUACCAAUAGAGCCUAAAAAACAACAACAAAACAACCGAAACGUAGUUAAAAAGUGAGACUAGUCUUUAGCUCACAAUUAAAGACAAAAUAUAUAACUAAAUUUAUGAUUUUUACAUUGCAAUUUCAGUUUCAAUAGGGAAUAUAUUAUUUAAAGAAAAGUUAAAAAGAAAAGUAUUACAGUCCUAAGAACAAAAAGUAUGUAUAUGUUUUUGCGUAUUAUUUGAUCGAAUGAUGUAAACAAUAGUCUGAAAUUAAAUUUCAAUGAUGUUCCCGAAUCGGGUUCAUUGAUUCGCAA
This is a messenger RNA of Eupeodes corollae, 872 nucleotides long. RefSeq names its product actin-related protein 2/3 complex subunit 5-C (gene Arpc5). The transcript is spliced from 2 exons. The record is from RefSeq and is a predicted model, not a curated record. Gene Ontology annotation, biological process: regulation of actin filament polymerization; cell migration; Arp2/3 complex-mediated actin nucleation. NCBI's taxonomy places the organism in Eukaryota, Metazoa, Arthropoda, Insecta, Diptera, Syrphidae. The coding region runs from base 138 to 593 and encodes 151 amino acids. Gene Ontology annotation, cellular component: actin cytoskeleton; cytoplasm; Arp2/3 protein complex. Gene Ontology annotation, molecular function: actin filament binding.